Molecule: messenger RNA, 3221 nt
Organism: Pristis pectinata (smalltooth sawfish)
Lineage: Eukaryota; Metazoa; Chordata; Chondrichthyes; Rhinopristiformes; Pristidae
Gene: gpr157
Product: G protein-coupled receptor 157
Exons: 4
Coding region: 352-1305 (317 amino acids)
Biological process (GO): adenylate cyclase-activating G protein-coupled receptor signaling pathway; cell surface receptor signaling pathway
Cellular component (GO): plasma membrane
Molecular function (GO): G protein-coupled receptor activity
Source: RefSeq, a predicted model, not a curated record
UCCCAGUUUGGACACGAUGGGCCAGGUGACCUCUCGUCGAGCUGUCUCUUUUAAUCGAGAGACUGCAUUUGAGUGUGUGCGCAGGAGUCAGCUGGGAGAACAUUCCCAAAUGAUCGUGUUGCUUGUUUACUUGGCUGGGGGGGGUUGGAGGAGGAUCCAUCGGUCGCCGGGCUGGGGGAGUCCCAAUACCGAGGGGAGGGCGGGGAAGGAAAGUUUUGUAAUGAGGCACAUGACCGGAGCAAGCCGCUGGUUAAUGUGGAACUGGCUGUGAUUCGCUCUGGGGUUGCAGGAGAAAGGCUUUGAGCUGCAUUUGUGUUUGCAAAGUGUGUGUUUAAUGCAGAGAGUUGCAACAUGCAGGCUGCACUGCAAACGGAGGUCUACGUGUAUGAGAAGGUGGUGAUAUCCAUCUCCUGCCUGCUGAGUGUCCUGGGCUCGGCACUGAUCAUCGCCAUCCACUUGCGGUGGCCCGACCUUCGGAGCAAGGCUCGCCAGCUCCUGGUCUACCUCUCAGUCGCGGACCUGCUCUCGGCUCUCUCCUACCUCUACGGGGUGCUGCGGGACUUCCAGAGCUCCUCCUGGGAUUGUGUGCUGCAGGGAGCCCUGUCCACCUUCGCCAACACCAGCUCCUUCUUCUGGACGGUGGGCAUUGCCAUCUACCUAUACCUGCUCAUCGUCAGGUCCGAGCAGAGCGUGGCUGACAGCCUCAUCGUCUGGUUCCACACCAUUAGUUGGCUUGUGCCUUUAGGAAUCACGAUGGCUGCAGUCAGCCUGCAGAAAAUAGGUUACGAUGCAUCUGACGUGUCGGUGGGUUGGUGCUGGAUCAGCAUUGAUGCAGAAGAUAAUGUCCUGUGGAUGCUGCUAACAGGCAAAAUCUGGGAAUUCGUAGCUUACAUUACCUUGCCAACACUUUACAUCCUCAUUAAGAAACACAUCUACAGAGCGCAUGAAGCCUUAUCAGAGUAUCGUCCAAUCCUCAUCAGCAGCUCCAGUUAUCAUUCGAGGUCUUCGAUUGCAGACCGCAAGCUUACCAUUAUUCCCAUCAUAUUCAUCUUCCUUCGGAUAUGGAGCACAGUGAGGUUCAUACUGACGCUCUACGACUCUGCUGCUGUGCAGAAUCGAAUCCUGGUAAUGCUGCAUGGGAUAGGGAACACCUUUCAAGGAGCAGCCAAUUGCAUUACAUUCGUCCUUUGCACUCGAGCUGUUCGAUCCCGGCUGGUUUCUGGUCUGUGCAGCUGUUGCAAGGCUGAGACUGAUCUGGUGCCCUAUAAAGCCAUGGUGAACAACUGCGAGGAAGUGCAGCCCUGAUUCCUCCAUGCAGACUUCCAUACAAAUGUUCUUCAAGGACACUGGAGCAAACUGACUUUCAGCUGCUUCCAGCAAAACUGGGGCACAACAUAUGCUGCACUUUUGUUGUAAGGAACGGGUUGUUUCAUUUGUGUGGUGUUGAAGAUGGAGAUCAGCUUUUUUUUUGAUGGUGCUUGCUGCCGAAUACACUGACUGUGCCCAGUUCAGGAGCCUAGAGCUAGAAACAUUCAAGCAAUUGAACCACCAAAGAAGGGUGUUUUCAGAACCACGGUGCCUCUAGUCCAUUCAAAAUCAGUUGUGUUCUUGUUAAACUUGGGUAUUACAUUCUGUAAAGAAAUCUUCACUCCACUUUGUACUUUCUCCUGCAUGCUUGCUCUCUCUCUUAUAAUACUGAGGCACAAGGUGUGAUUUCUGUUGGUACACACUGCUGGUUAUUUUAGUAAAGGAGCUGGUUAAAGUGGUUGCGCAGCUGGUUGUAAUUCCCAACUCAACCAGUUACCAACUUGCCUUCAUAAUCCCAUUUUGAACUUUACCUUGCUCACCUCAAAGCUCCUACAAGAAUUUUGGACAAUAAUUUGACAGUGUGUUGUCCAGUGAACCCCCUUGUUAAACACAUUUCUCUCCUAGUUCUGAUGUAUCAUCCUCAAUGGAGCCCUAUUAAGUCUGAUUCAAAUUCUACUUGUUCAUUAAUGCUGAGAGGCUGCAGGGAAUUUGGGCUGAUCAUCUCCUAAUUAUAAUGUCAAUACUGGCACAUGAUGGCUUGUACACUUUGAAAUUAUCUUCCUAAAUCACUUCACUAUCUCAAUGUUUCUUUUUUAAAAAAACUUGUUUUUAUUUUUCCUACUCUUGGGCAAUCUCAAUCGUAUUGGCUCCAUGCUGUAAUAAAUAGACCAUGCACAAAGCAUUGUGUUCACUUAACAAACAAAGAUCUUCAUAAAUAUAACAUUUUGUCUUCAAAACCACUUUGAAUAGCUUGUUUUCCAGCAACUGAUCUUUUCAUCUCAUGCAGAAGGAUCCACUCGCUGUCCUUGGAAAUAUUUUGGGCUGAUUUGUGUUUCAUUUGUCCCUAUGGGAAUGUGAAAUGAAAUCUAAGGAUGUGGGUGGAGUGGGGAGGGGAAAAUAAAAUUUAACAAGGCAUUGACUUUGGUCACAUUCUGAGACCUUCAGUUGCAUAGUGAUGACCACUCCAGAUGGUGGAAACUUGCUUUUGGCCAGUUUGCUUUGAAAUGGGCAGGGAGCAGUGGCUGUUCCCAAUAAUCUCCCUCCAGCUGUUUAUAAUCUAAAAUGGUGUUCACAGAAAUUAGACCUCAACUUACUUAGUGAAUGAGAGAGGUCCAUCUUCACUCAUUGUUCAUUAUGACUUUGUAUAAGGAAACCUCUUUUGUACUUAGGAAUGAAACUAAACAAUGUUUUGAUUAAGCAACCCUGGUCUUCGUACUAACAGUGUGAAAGUAAAUAUACUUUCAAUAGCUGCACUCCAUUUUGGUGACAAGUUAUUUACUUUGAGUUUCUCACUGGGUGAGAGGAGUAAUCAGGACAUCCUGAAGAUCAUGUAACUUCCUCCUCGAUAGAUUUUGUCCCCUGGAAAAUAGCCCAGUGGUUCACAUCUGCAUUGUGACAUUUGAUUUUUUUAAAAGAAGAGUGGCAUUACCAACAUCUGCAAACCCAUGAGAACAGCACAUCUCUGUGAUUCUAUUACAUAUUUCAUUUAAAACUUUGUAAAUUAAUCUUCUAGAUCUGUGUAACCUGUCUCACCUCCUGAAUGUUGUACUAAGGAAGUGAUCCAUCACACUUUGGAAAUCUAGGACUAUUUUCUCAAUAGCUUUGAGGAUAAAUUUUGGACCAUUGUUUUUGUUUAUAUAGCAGACGUGUGUAAUGUAUUUGCCUAUUGUAAUAAAGUAUUUUUGCUAGACUGC